GGGCCUCUUUCUAGAUCUACGCCCUGAAGAUCACUGAUGUCAUCAUGAUUCAACUGUUCUUUUUUCCCCAGUUGUCUUGAAAGCACCAUAAAUCCAGAGAAUGCCAGACUUUGAUGGCAAAGUUUGCCUACGUAUUGCCGCCACGCCACCUUCCUGUUCAAGUGAGCACAGCACAACAAGGAGCCAAAAAGGUGAAAUAAGUGCGGUUUUCGUGAUGGGAGCACAGACCUCAUCGCAUCGGGACGGGAAGAGCCAAGAGGAUGCUUCAGCCGAGAAUCUGAGAUCAGCGGUGAACGCGAUUUUGGAGGUAGAUAGCGUCGUCGAAUCCAAGUUCCAGCAGAAGAAUGGACAGAUCUCCAUCACCAGUCUGAAUGGGAAGGCAGAUGAACAGACAGAGCUCAAUGACCACUCAGAGGACAACACCCUAGCAGAGGAAGUUAAUGGCGUGUCCGUGUCUCGGAAGGAGGAGGUUCUUGAGACGAUGGACUCCCUUCAGGCUGUGGUGGCCUCUCAGGUGAACAGAGAGGAGGAGGAGUCUUCUGAUGCCAACAACAUCAGCAGGCCUGAAGAGAAGGUUGUUGAGGAGAAACCGGGCGAGGCCAAUGAGGUGGGCUUCAAGAAGAUCUUCAAUUUCAUCGGCUUCAAGUUCACCCUGAAGAAGGACAAGAAUGAGAAGACUGACCAGGUGCAGAUGCUGAAGUUGAUGGACAAGGAAGUGGAAGGAGGGACAAAGGGGUCUGAGGAAACUAAGGAGGAAGCCGCCACUGCAGAGGAGGGGAAGGCAGCGGAGCCAGAGACCGCCACUGUUGAGGCUGACUUCUCUGAAACCACAACUGAGGCUGCAACUCCAGUGGAUUCCCCAUCUCAGACUGUGGAUGGAGAGGCUGCAGAAAAAGAGCCCUCGGACCCAGUUGCAGCAGCAACUACCCCACAUGGCCAGGAGGCCCCCCUAUCCCCCUUCAGAAGGUUCUUUACACAGGGAAUCUUCUCCAAUCAGCGCAAGAAGGCAAGUAUCAAAAGUGCUAAAGAGAAGGAACCAAAAGAGAAAGCUGAUGAGGAGAAGAUAAAGGAGGGAGAGGAGAAAGCAGAGGCUGGGGUGGAAGAGGAGCGAGAGAAAGCAAAGGAAGGGGUGAAGGAGGUGGAGCCAGUGACAACACCAGAAACGGAGACACCUGAAGUAUCUGCGGAAGAGAUCAAAGAGGAGAUCCAAGCCGAAUUUACCAUGGAAACCUCAGAAGCUGCUGUUACUGAUGACGCCAAACAAGUGGAGGAGAAUGUUGAAGAAGCUGUGGAAUCAGACAAGGCCCCAGUUGAGGUCACCACCGAGGCUGAGCUUUUCUCAUCCCAGAAGAAGGUCAAGGCCCAGGGUAGCCCACUGAAAAAGCUGUUUACUGGGGCUGGCCUGAAGAAGCUCUCUACCAAGAAACAGAAGAAAGACAAGAAAGAUACGGAGACCAAGCUGACCGAGUCUGGGGAACAGGCGGCUGAACAGCUCCAGUCCUCUACAGAGUCGGCAGAGGUCCAGAAACCUGACAGUGGGGCAUCAUCUCCAGAGGAGUCUGGUGAGCAUGCCAUCGGGGUGGAAGCCACCCAAGCUGAGGCCAGCCAAGAGGCUGAUGAGGAGGUAACAAGCUCAGACGAAGGGAAGAAGAAAGAAGGUAUAAUGCCCUGGUCCUCCUUCAAGAAGCUGGUGACACCCAAGAAACGAGUCAAGAGGCCCUCUGAGAGCGAGGACGAGGCAACUGUUGAGAAAGCCAUGUCGGCCACCCUGUUCUCCACUGACAGUGCCGUGUUUGUGGAGAAAAAGAAAGAGGAGCCGGAACUCCCUGAAGAGGAGCCAAAAGCCGAAACCACAGAGGACCUGGAAGGCACCACAGAGGACCCCAAAAAGAUGAAGAUGGACACCUCACUCUCCUGGGAGGCCCUGAUGUGUAUGGGCGGAAACAAGAAGAGGACCAGGAAGACCUCUGACUCUGAAGAUGAGGAGACCAAAAUCGAAGAGCAGGCACCACCAACUAGGGAAGAGCAGGUUAAGACAGCAGUCUCUCCUUUUGGCAGCUCUGGAGAGGCAGAUCAGACAAACACAGUGUCAUCCCCCGAACCAUCCACUAGCCCCGCCGCAGGAGACUCCACAUGGGAUACUCUCAAGCGUCUUGUCACCCAUAGAAAUAAGCCCAAAAAUGAGGAGAGGACAGAUGAAUCUGGUGGCGAACAGGUAAUCUCAGACAGUGAAAUUCCAAAAGAAGAUUCCUCCUUCUCUCUGAGGAAACUCAUUCCCGGACGCAGAAAGAAGAAGCUGCUUUCCUAUAAUCUGGGGUCUGGUGAGGAAGAUUCCGACACACCAGCCGUGGUCCCUCUCUCAGAGUACGACAAUGAGCACGCCGAGAGUAAAGAAGAGGCUGAAGCCGAAAUGACAGUAGAGAUAAAGGACUCUAAGGAAGCAGCACCAAUCACUCAGGUCCAAUUGUCCAUUGGAGAGAGAUCCCCCUCUUGGAUCUCAGCCACAGCUGUCAUGGAAAACCUCCAGGAGAUCCCACAUGAUCAGCUGAGUGACAUCCCAGAAGAGGGUGCAGCCACCCCCAAAUCUGCUGACACCACCAUCGCAGAGGACAUUGCAGAACAGACCUUAAAGGCAGUCCCAUGCCAAGAGCAGGAACUUGAGUUGUCUGUUGCUGAGGUGACUGCAAAUUCUGAUGCCAAGAACAUUUUAGAGCAGAUCCCAGAAACAGUCACUUGCCAGGAGCCUGAGAUGUCUGUUUUUGAGGUAACUGAAGAGAUGAUCCCAGCCACGUAUGGCAAAACCACCCCUCUGCCCAAUGAGCCUGAGACAGAGUCUUUGGACGUCCCGCAGGAGGCUGUGGAGCUGCUCAGUGAUCUUCCAAGCCUGACUUCUAUGGAAAUCAUAGAGAUCCAACUGGAGGAGGCUGCUUCCAUCCCAGAACCCACACCGCCGAUCAAGUUCACCGAAACCAAAUCAAAGGUUGUCUUGAUGGCGCAUGAAGAAAUCGAGGUUUCUGCCAUCUGCACUGACCUGGGCACCAAGGAGAUCACCAAGGUGGCUGUGGAGAAGCUUGUAACUCCCACCAUGGAAUGUCUACCUGAGAUCAGCAAUGGUCUGUCCGCUGAGAUGCCGGUAGAAGAUAAGGCUGAUCCAACUGAGGCGGCUGACGCUAAUGAAGUAUUCAAGGCUCAAGUGGAGCAGGUCGAAAGCAUAUUCCUGGAGCCGCCACUAGAGGAAACUAUUGAAUACAUCCCAGUUCCUGAUAUAGCCACUGAGGGUAAAGAGCAUGAAGAUGAAAAGGUCGCCACGAUCAAUAAUAUCAAGAUGGAGGUUGUUGAAAUUGUUGAGGCCCCUGCGGUGAAUGAGAAUAUUGUGGACCCCAUUGUACCAACUGUUGAAGACUCCAUUGCCGCUAACAUUGUGGAUGGCUCUGAGGCACCUGUCAUUGAGGUCAAAAGUAAAGAAGAGAUGGCCGCUGUCGAAGAGAUUGCUGCUGUAGAGGAGGUGCAUGAGCCUGCUGCCCAUGAAAUGGUCACUUCACUAACUGAUGCCAACCAGCCCACAGUCACUGAAGUGUGCGAGGCAGCCAUUGUUGCCCCUGCUUUAGAGUUUGCCAUUGUAAAGAAGACCACGUACCUCGUCUGCCCACUGUCCGAGUCCUUGGAAACCCAGCAAGUGGAGGUCACAGAGGCUGUGGCAGUGGAAAAGCUCUCAGUGGCAGUUGCAGAGCCCACUGGCGAUGUCCAAAUUCAAAUGCAGGUGAUUGAGGUUGGCAUUACAGAGGCUGAAGAGACAAAGGAGUCAGAGGCCAUGGAGGAGACGGGCUUGGUCAUCGCUCAGGUGGUUAUCCAGAGUGCUGUGAAGAAAGUGUCUGAAGCAGAGUUUGAACCCAAAGCGCCUGCCUCUGCCACUGCUACCAUCAGAACUGAAGAUGCACUACCAGUCCAGGCGGUAGCAACGGUAGAGAAAGAGAUUGAACUAGUAGCAGAGGAGAAACCUGUCAUUGCUGAAACACCUGUAGUCCAGGUUGAGGAACCAGCACCAGAAACCCCAGCAGAGGUGUCUACUACUCCAGAGGCACCAGCCGAGGCUGAAAAACCACCAAAGGAAGUCCACGAGGCUGUCCAGGUCAUUGAGACCAUUCCAGUCACAAUUGAAAUCACAAAGAGUAUCAUGGAAGAGGUUACCAAGGAGGUGGAGUAUGUUCUCAAAGAGGAAGUAGAGGAAAUUAAACAUGAAGUGGAAUUAAAGCAAGCAAUGGAGGUCAAUGUAAAUGUGGAGAAAGUUGUUGAAGUUGUAACAGAGGUGAAACAGACAGAGAGUGAGACAAAUGGAAAGGCAGAGGAGGAGAUCAAAGAGGUAGAGGGCAACAUUGAGGCAUUAGAGGUUCAGGAAGUUCCACAAUCUGAGGUAGAGGAAGUAGUUAAGGAAUUCCAACUUGAGGUUCAACAAGCUGAGGUAAUAACGGUGGUUCAGGAAGUGAUAGCAGAAGUUCCCACUCCAGAGACAGCUGAAGAGAAGUCAGAAGCAACGAUUGUGACAGAAGAGACCCCAGUCCCAGAUGCCCCCACAGAGACUGCUGAAGCCCCAGCCCAGCCAGAGGGGACACCUGCAGAGGUCGUAGUCCCACAGACCACACAGUUGGUCAUACAGGCAACAGAGAUCAUUGAAGAGGCAGAGGAGGAAAUCAUGGUGGAGGUGGUAGAAAAAGAUGCCAUUGUAAGCUCACUAGAGACAAAGGAAGCUCCGGCCAAAGAAGACACAACAGACCCUGAACAAACGCCAGACACCCCCACCCCUGAACCCACACCAGAUACCCCUGCCCCUGCUCCAACUGUUGCCGAUGUUGUCGAAACAAUCAUGAAAUAUGACAGUGACGCAGUUCCGGGACAGGUAUCGGAUGGCCCACAGACAGCACUGGAAGAGCAUCAAAUGUAUGUUUCAAUAGAGGCUGUGGCUGACAUCCAAGAUGCCCCCGUUAACAACAUGGUUGUGACAGUUCCCAGCCCAGCGGAGGCAGCGGCAGAGAAGGCGACGUCGGUGAAGUGUGCGGAGGUGAUGGUGCAGGUGAUUGAGGAGGUGGUGAAGGAGAUCUCCUAAGAGCUUAAGGCAGCAUCGUGAGCACUGUAGAUGCAAGAUGGUUGACUAGAAGACCGACUGUCCUGACCAGGAAGGGAGUGAUAGUGAAAAAGGGAGCGAGAGAAUGCUCUAUGGAGAAACACACUGAGACUCAGCUCCAACAAACCCUGCCCAGAGUGACUGAGCGACAACUUCACCCCUCUCCUUCCCCCCUGCCCCCUUCACCCCCUGUCCUGCAGCACUAGCCCCUUCACACAGAGGUGACCCCUCCCCACCCCUGGGGUGAAGCAUCAAUCCCCCUAAACACACACUAAGCCACUGUCCUAGUCCCACACAUCUGAAGCUUCCCACCUGGCUGAUUAUCAAUGUGAUGUACGCUUCCUGUCUUGAUGAGCUUCCAUCGCCCUUGCUGCAACUCGGGAGUAUGCUGUCCCAUGAAGUGUGUGUGUGUGUGUGUGUGUGUGUGUGUGUGUGUGUGUGUGUGUGUGUGUGUGUGUGUGUGUGUGUGUGUGUGUGUGUGUGUGUGUGUGUGUGUGUGUGUGUGUGUGUGUGUGUGUGUGUGUGUGUGUGUGUGUGUGUGUGUGUGUGUGUGCGUGUGUGCGUAAAGUGAGUUCGAGAUUUAUUAUCUUGUUUAUUGUAUUUAUAGUUUGAGAGUAUUUUCUCAUUCUCCCCAUCCUUUAUCUUUUCUAUUUCUGAUUGUAUAGAAUAUGUUCUCUAUUUUCUCAUAUAUAUGUAAAACAAAUUCUACCUUCGAUUUCAAUGGCAGGGUCCGGUAUCAUUGACUACAGAGGAUGACUUAAUGUGAAUAGACAGGGCGUGAGGUGAAAGCCUAUAGAAGUGCAACAAUCUUAAACUUUAACCUUUGACAUUGUACUUACCUUCAGCUUUCAGCCUGACAAUAUAUUGUCUGCUCCUACUGUAGAUAAAACAUACUUCACUGUCUGACUGACUGUGAAAAAAGUAUUGUUACUUUCUGAAAUAUAUGGUGUGUAGAAAUACAAUAAAACACUAUAAUACACUGCAAUGCACAUGUUGCUGAGAUAACAAGGCCUAGGAGGAUGUAAAGUUGCAUAAUGGUAAAGGCCACGUACUCUCAUGCAAUGCCAUGCCAAUUGGCCACAUAGUGGCACUAUAACAAGCGAUUGAAAAGGGAAACUCCCCUUACCCCAUGUAACCUAAAGUCCUUGAAAUUCAGUACAUAGGUCCCUCCCCUCACAAGGAACAAAUUUGCCUCAAGAACACAUAAUGGGCUCCAUGAUGAAUUAUUUGCUAUUUUUAAUUUUGUGGAAAAACACUCGAUACUCCUCUGGCACUGAAUGAUCGAUCGAUCCACAGAACUUGGUACAUGGCAUCUACAAACAAAUUUAGGAAAAAACAAAGGCUAACAUUUCUUCCAUGAAGGGUAUCUAUAUUAUUAUGAAGGUAAGUUAAUGUUUUCGUUAUGAAGAUUGCAUUUACACUGAUUUGUCUAUCUAAAUAACUAGGGUUUUGAAAUGUCAUCCUAAGGCUUGCUUGAUACAGUAUACAGUACAAGUACGCCAAUAGUUUUUGCAAUAAUGUGUUUUAAGAACGAGUACUAAUGUAUGCACUGUGUAACGUUGAUAUAGUCCAUCGGAAAGGUUAUUUCUCAACAGGUUACAUCUGACACAAACAUUUCUAAACUAUCUUGAGUGGCGUAGCGGUCUAAGGCACUGCAUCUCAGUGCUAGAGGCAUCACCACAGACCCCCUGGUUUUAAUCCAGGCUGUAUCACAACUGGCCGUGAUUGUGAGUCCCAUAGGGCGGCGCACAAUUGACCCAGCGUCAUCCAGGUUUGGCCGGUGUAGGCCAUCAUUGUAAAUUAGAUUUGUUCUUAACUGCCUUGCCUAGUUAAAGGUUAAUAAAAUAACGGUGAUCUUAUAAAUGAGCAAAGUAGGCAAUGCAUCUGAAGUUAUGUUAAACUAAAUUUUUAGCUAUUUUAAGAAUGUUUAUAUGAGGCGAAGUAGUGUGAAAUUCUGUCAUAAACAAAAUAUAAAUCGAUGUGUUUUUUUUUCCUGGUGCCACACCAGUAAUGCUUUCUUGGCCUUAACUAACCAAUGUAGUAAAUUAGGCCAAAUUUUACCAGAGUGAAUAUCGACAAAGGGUCUUGGAGUAUGUGUUCAUGUAGGAUAACUUUUGAGAAUGAAUGGUGUCACACCAGUAAUGCUUUCUUGGCCUUAAAACUAACCAAUGUAGUAAAUUAGGCCAAAUUUUACCAGAGUGAAUAUCGACAAAGGGUCUUGGAGUAUGUGUUCAUGAAGGAUAACUUUUGAGAAUGAAUGGUGAUAUACCACACAUUUUCUUUGUUCGAUGGCAAUGUCAAUAAAUAACAUAGUUAGGUGGCGACCUUUGUUUCCAAGUAUGCAUGUAGCAGUUAAACUGUUAUGGUUGUUACUGUCAUUCCAAAAGCAUUACCAACAUUUUCUAUCUUCAGAAUGUUGCCAAGUAUGGUACUAUGUUGCAGAAAAAAGGAAGGGAAGCACUGCUAAGGUACACAAUAGUAGGGUUUGGUCGACAUGAAGGCGCACUUUCGUAGAAGGGGAACACUGGUAAUCAAAAAUAAAGGAGGACCAGGGCACUCUUCAUAUAAUUAAUUAAAAUGCCUUCAUUUCUAAGACAUGUUCAAGGGAAACAAAGGUGAAAAACGACAACGCGUUUUGGCUGCUUGGCUUUGGCCGGGAGUACAAAGAUAUGAUAAAACCAUGUCCUCUUUUGAACAGCUUUUUCCAAUCAACCCAGAUUUGAAGGGGGAGAGGUUACAUAAUUCAUUGGACAAUACCUAGUAAGCAAUACUAUACUCAUUCAAAAGUGAAAUACUGUAGAUAUGUUAUCAAAAUGCAAAUAAAAUGACAUCUGCCUGUAGCUCAGGACCUGAAUCAAG
Molecule: messenger RNA, 7978 nt
Organism: Oncorhynchus gorbuscha (pink salmon)
Lineage: Eukaryota; Metazoa; Chordata; Actinopteri; Salmoniformes; Salmonidae
Product: A-kinase anchor protein 12-like
Exons: 5
Coding region: 101-5101 (1666 amino acids)
Biological process (GO): regulation of protein kinase C signaling; signal transduction
Cellular component (GO): cytoplasm
Molecular function (GO): calmodulin binding; protein kinase A binding
Source: RefSeq, a predicted model, not a curated record